Solanum dulcamara is the source of this 1829-nucleotide messenger RNA. RefSeq names its product adenosylhomocysteinase-like. Gene Ontology annotation, molecular function: adenosylhomocysteinase activity. The transcript has 2 exons. Bases 90 to 1547 code for a protein of 485 amino acids. Lineage: Eukaryota; Viridiplantae; Streptophyta; Magnoliopsida; Solanales; Solanaceae. Gene Ontology annotation, biological process: L-methionine cycle. The record is from RefSeq and is a predicted model, not a curated record. Gene Ontology annotation, cellular component: cytosol.
UGCCACUCUUCUUCUUCUUCUAAAGAACCAGUUUCCAACUUCAAAAUUCUCUCAAUUCCUUUGUUUUUUUCACUGUACUCUCUCUACCCAUGGCGUUAAUCGUCGAGAAAACCACCUCUGGCCGCGAGUACAAGGUCAAGGACAUGUCCCAGGCCGAUUUUGGCCGCCUCGAAAUCGAGCUAGCCGAAGUCGAAAUGCCUGGUUUAAUGGCUUGUCGUACUGAAUUCGGUCCAUCAAAGCCAUUCAAAGGUGCAAAAAUCACCGGAAGUUUACACAUGACGAUCCAAACCGCUGUCCUAAUUGAAACCCUUACAGCAUUGGGUGCUGAAGUUAGAUGGUGUUCUUGUAAUAUCUUCUCAACACAAGAUCACGCGGCUGCUGCCACAGCGCGUGACAGCGCCGCCGUGUUCGCGUGGAAAGGGGAGACAUUGCAGGAGUAUUGGUGGUGUACGGAAAGGGCACUUGAUUGGGGUCCAGGUGGUGGACCUGAUUUGAUUGUUGAUGAUGGUGGUGAUGCUACAUUGUUGAUUCAUGAAGGUGUUAAAGCUGAAGAGGAAUAUGCUAAAACUGGUAAAUUUCCAGAUCCUAAUUCUACUGAUAAUGUUGAGUUUCAACUUGUGCUUACGAUUAUUAAGGAGGGAUUGAAAACGGAUCCGUUAAAGUAUACGAAAAUGAAGAAGAGACUUAUUGGUGUUUCUGAAGAAACUACUACUGGUGUUAAGAGAUUGUAUCAGAUGCAGGCUAAUGGAACCUUGCUUUUCCCUGCUAUUAAUGUUAAUGACUCUGUCACCAAGAGCAAGUUUGACAACUUGUAUGGAUGCCGCCACUCACUGCCCGAUGGUCUCAUGAGGGCUACUGAUGUUAUGAUUGCUGGAAAGGUUGCCCUUAUUGCCGGCUAUGGUGAUGUUGGUAAGGGCUGUGCUGCUGCCAUGAAACAAGCAGGUGCCCGUGUGAUUGUGACUGAGAUUGACCCAAUCUGUGCUCUCCAGGCUACUAUGGAAGGCCUCCAGGUUCUUCCUCUCGAGGAUGUUGUUUCCGACAUUGAUAUCUUUGUUACCACAACCGGUAACAAGGACAUCAUCAUGGUUGACCACAUGAGGAAGAUGAAGAACAAUGCCAUUGUCUGCAACAUUGGCCACUUUGACAAUGAAAUCGACAUGCUUGGUCUCGAGACCUUCCCUGGAGUAAAGAGAAUCACAAUCAAGCCCCAAACUGACAGAUGGGUCUUCCCCGACACCAACAGUGGUAUCAUCGUUUUGGCUGAGGGUCGUCUCAUGAACUUGGGAUGUGCCACUGGACACCCCAGUUUUGUCAUGUCAUGUUCUUUCACUAACCAAGUCAUUGCUCAGCUUGAGUUGUGGAAGGAGAAGGCAACCGGCAAGUAUGAGAAAAAGGUGUAUGUCUUGCCAAAGCACCUCGAUGAGAAGGUUGCUGCCCUUCAUCUCGGAAAGCUCGGAGUCAAGCUCACUAAGCUCUCCAAGGACCAAGCUGAUUACAUUAGUGUACCAGUUGAGGGUCCUUACAAGCCUGCUCACUACAGGUACUGAGGAAAGACAAAGUGAGACUGACUGGAAAAACACACACAAUCAUAUGGCAUUGAUGUCUUCUCUUUUAUUACUUCGAUUUUGUUUUUAUUUGGGAAUAUUUUGGUGGGGUUUGAAAUAUUUGUUUGAAGUGAAAUGGUCUCAUUUGAAAGAAGACCAAAAAUGUGUUGAAAAAGGUUUAGUAUGGAGGUGGUGUGAUAGUGAUGUAUUAGCUACUGGAUUCCAUUUGGUUUUGGUUUUGGUUUAUGAUUUUCUUUGAAGAUAUUGAAGUAACCUUUUGCUCUA